AUGCAGCAUAUCUACAACUCAUACAAAUUUCUUGCGAAACAAGAGCAAGACUUUGUGUUGUUUACCCUGGCCAUCAACGACUAUGGGAUUGAAGAGAGUGCUGAAUGUUGGAAGGAUGGCCCGAUCACAAAGCCGUUCUCCAAGCCCAUGAUCGAGCUCAUCUACUUCAUGCGCAAAGUGAGACGGUUUAUCAAGGAUGCGUUGGAGGAUGAAGGCCCGGGGGAGCUCGAAAGAAAAGCGUUCUUUCUGGAAGUGAAAGAUGAUUUGAUGGAGAUGAGGCGGUUUUAUUUCGAUCCGCGUGUUCCUCCGGGACACGACCGGGAAGAAUUCAUCAAGGUUUUCCAUUUCAGAGCUGCUGCGUUACCACCCGGGUCGACACCCUUUCAACUAAUGUAUAGUCCGCUAUAG
Puccinia triticina is the source of this 408-nucleotide messenger RNA. RefSeq lists its product as uncharacterized. The transcript is spliced from 2 exons. The record is from RefSeq and is a predicted model, not a curated record. NCBI's taxonomy places the organism in Eukaryota, Fungi, Basidiomycota, Pucciniomycetes, Pucciniales, Pucciniaceae. Bases 1 to 408 code for a protein of 135 amino acids.